Molecule: messenger RNA, 1353 nt
Organism: Nymphaea colorata (pocket water lily)
Lineage: Eukaryota; Viridiplantae; Streptophyta; Magnoliopsida; Nymphaeales; Nymphaeaceae
Exons: 1
Coding region: 63-677 (204 amino acids)
Source: RefSeq, a predicted model, not a curated record
CCCACCAAGCUAGGGCAGGCUGGGCAGCUGCGAGGAGAGAGAAAGAGAGAGAGGAUGUGUUGAUGGCUUGCAUAGCCAUGUUCAACACAGACCAUCAACCAUUCUGUGCACCCUUGAGCCCAAGGAUAUCAUUCUCUAGUGAUUUUGUGGAGGUAGUAGAUGAGUUGAGCCGUGGGUGCAUCAAGCGCGCUGAUAGGACUCUAGCGGCAUCUUCCUCCUCACCAGGGGAUGCAGACUUCGAGUUCUCAGUGGCCAACUACAACAUGCUAACAGCAGACCAGCUUUUCCAUCAGGGAAGGAUGCUUCCCUUCAAGGGUGAGCAUGGCGGCAGGAGCUCUGGGAAGAAAGUGACAACACUCAGGGAUGAACUGUGUGCCGCUGAUGAUCAGGAGGCGUUGCCUAGCAGACCACCGAAGGGAUGCAGACGGUGGAAGAAGAUCUUGGGGUUGAAAAAGGCGCAUAAUGUUCCACCGAAGAAACCAACAUCCCACCUUGAAAGGGUUGAAGAGAGAGCCCCUUGUCGACCAGAUAUUGAUAUAAGAGAUGAAAGGAAGAUAUGGGGUUGGAGAGAAGAGAAUGGGCAGUCUUCUUAUAGAUGGUAUGUACGGGACAAGAGAGAUCUAGAAGAAGAAGAAGAAGAGAGAGAAGGGGAGCAAGAACAACAGGACGAUGAUUAAGCAGCUGCCUGCAUUUUGUAGAUCGGGGUGUUGUAGAGAAAUUGACAUGCUGAUUGUUUUACACUCGGUUGAUACCUAUUUUAUAAAUGUUUUCGCUUUUUGUUUACCUUUUCUUUUUGAUGGUUGUGGGUUGCUUUUUUUGUUAGACCUUUUCAAUCUUCUCUUUCUUCUUGGUUUCUAAUUUCUUGACAUUGGGAAUUUGGUUAGUUCCUUGUACAAUGUUCCAUGAAAUGUAAGACGUCUUUUUUUUUUUUUUUCUCUGCAACGUACCUCUCUCAGUUCAGUAACUUGACUUUCAGACUGGAACUACUAGUGGGGAAGAAAGAUCCGCAAUCGAAGGAAUGGCAAGUGAGCAAAGUGCUUUUCCUCCUCCUCUUUAACUCCUUGCCUCUAAAUGAAAGGAGAGAAAACCACAGAAUGAGUUCUAAGUAACUUGCCGUUGUACAUUUCUACGUAGAGAACGAUCUCGAGUGAUUGGGAAGCGUUGCCAUGGUGAUCAAAGCGAUUGCACCCAUAAAAGGCAGAGAGAGAGAGAGAGCAGUUAUGUCGGCGAAAACUUCCGCACAACUCAUACGCAAAAGAAGAAGGAAAAAAGAUACCAGAUUAAAAUUUCAGUUCGAGAAUUAUUUUCCUAAGAGAAACCUCUGCAUAUCCGCAACAGAUUACAAAGCGAUGU